Messenger RNA from Neopelma chrysocephalum (saffron-crested tyrant-manakin), 923 nucleotides. Its product is annotated as ly6/PLAUR domain-containing protein 3-like. NCBI's taxonomy places the organism in Eukaryota, Metazoa, Chordata, Aves, Passeriformes, Pipridae. The record is from RefSeq and is a predicted model, not a curated record. Gene Ontology annotation, cellular component: plasma membrane. The coding region runs from base 1 to 819 and encodes 272 amino acids. The transcript has 2 exons.
AUGGGCGGAGCCUCUCUGACCACGCCCCUCCCUCCCCCAGCCAAUGGCAGCGCCCGGACCCCCAACGGGCUCCAAUGUUUCGGGUGCCCCGAGGAGGGGGGUCCCUGUCCCCCCACCACCAUCGUCCAGUGCUACGACGACCUGAGGGGCUGUUUCCAUGGCAACGUCACCCUCAAACUGGGUAACGUGACGCUGUGGCGGGAGGUUCGUGGCUGCGUGCGGGACGGGAGCUGCUCCCGGGAAUGGCGGGGGGACGACGCGGCCUCGCUCAGCGGCUCCUGCUGCGCCGGCGACCUCUGCAACCGAGACCUGGCCAACAGGACCCUCUUCGACCCCGACCUGCCCCGCCUCGAGCUCCUGCCCCACGGCCACGCCCCCACGGCCACGCCCAAGGCGGCCGAAAACGCCACCGGCGCGCAGAACGACACCGGGGCCAACACCGGGGUUGGCGUGGCCGCCGGUGACAGCGCGGCCACCGGUCACUCCGAUGUGGCCGCGCUUGACCCCGGCGUGGCCGGCGGGGGCAAGAGGGCAGCAGGUGGCAAGAUGGCCGCUGGCGACGGUGGCAAGAUGGCUGCCGGGGAUGGUGGCAAGAUGGCCGCUGGGGGCGGGGACAAGAUGGCUGCCAGUGAUGGUGGCAAUAUGGCUGCUGGGGGCGGGGACAAUAUGGCCGCCGGGGGCGGGGACAAUAUGGCCGCCGGGCGCCAGGGGCGCAAGGAUGGGACCAAGGGCCCAAUCAAGGGCCCGUCGGGGCGGGGCCACCCCCUGCAGGGGCCCGGGUGGCUCCUCCCCUUCCUGUUGUUGCCCCUCCUCCGUUAGGGCGGGGCCUCCUUGUCCCCUCCCCUCUUAGGGCGGGGCCUCCUUGUGCCCUCCUCUUUUAGGGCGGGGCCUCCUUGUCCCCGCCCCCACCGAGGGUCAAUAAA